AUAUAAUAAUAUUCACAGGAAAUAGCAGCGCCUUCUGGAAAAUUCGUCUCAAGAACCAGAGCAGCGGCGACGAUGGAUCGGCUGCAGCUGGUGCUGGUGGCGCUGCCUCUCUUCCUCUUCUGCUCCGAUAUCUUCAACCUCUUCGCUCCUCCUCCUCCUCCUCCUCCUCCCAAGCCCUCUUCCGCUCCUCGCCCUCGAUCUCCUCUCCCCAAUCUCCAUUCAAAUGGUCUCUCCCAUUCUAUUGUGACCGAAGCCAUCCCAAAGAAUCAGCAGAUCGGAGAUCUCGGCUAUGGCGUCACCGUCGACCUGAGGUUCUGCGCUUCCUGUUCGUACAGGGGAACUGCACUAACUAUGAAGAAGAUGCUGGAAACUUCUUUCCCAGGUAUUGAAGUUGUUCUUGAAAAUUAUCCGCCUCCCCUUCCUAAACGCCUUCUUAGCAAACUAGUACCUGUUGUCCAAUUUGGGGUUAUUGGAGUUGUGCUGGCAGGGGACCAGAUUUUCCCUAGGUUGGGAUUUAUGGCACCACCACCAUGGUACUUUAACUUGCGAGCAAAUAGAUUUGGUUCCAUUGCGACAACUUGGCUUCUGGGCAACUUUUUGCAGUCGUUCCUUCAAAGCUCUGGUGCUUUUGAAGUUUACUGCAAUGGGAACAUGGUUUUUCUCAAAACUGAAGGGAGCAUAGAUUCCCCAGUGAACUGGAAUUGCAAGACCUAAUCCGCAGGAGCUUGUCUACUCCCCAUAUUGCCAAGCCAACCAUUCCUGAAUAAACUGUUCUCCAUACUAUUUGUUUUGGCUGUGUUGUGUAGAUUAGAGAUAUGCAGAUGCCCUAUUAUAGGUUGGCGGACUAUAGCUGGACAAGUAACUAGAGAUGGGGGGAAAUAAAUAUUGAAUAAAAGUUUUAGGC
This is a messenger RNA of Dioscorea cayenensis subsp. rotundata (Guinea yam), 904 nucleotides long. Its product is annotated as selT-like protein. Lineage: Eukaryota; Viridiplantae; Streptophyta; Magnoliopsida; Dioscoreales; Dioscoreaceae. Gene Ontology annotation, molecular function: thioredoxin-disulfide reductase (NADPH) activity. The record is from RefSeq and is a predicted model, not a curated record. Gene Ontology annotation, biological process: cell redox homeostasis. Gene Ontology annotation, cellular component: endoplasmic reticulum membrane.